AGGCGGACAGCCAAGCAUUAUCAUCUUCCCAGCAGGAAGAGAGCAGCGCCCGCAUCCGCUUCUCUCCAUCUCCAGGCCCCGUUCGAGCACCUGCGCAAGUCGUGCGUGUGUGUAUCCAUCUACUUCGUCGCCCUCAAGCAUCUGAAUUUCCAUAGAGACCCCGUCCACAGCUUACCAUCAUGACAGAAGCGCAGCCCGAAAACCGCGCCACAUUGGACGCCAAGACGAAACUAAGCGCUGCUGGCAGCUCCUCCAAGCUGCGUCCUACUGCCAAGGAGUUCGUGUUUAACACAGCAGCCCCCGUCUGGACGCCGUCGUCUGUGGCUUCGCCACCUCCCGCCCCUGCUGCCCCUGCUGCUCCUCCCGCCCCUGCUGCUCCUGCCGCUCCUGCGCCCAAGAAGAGCCAGCUGAAGCUCUCGGCCAAGCCCUUCGUGCCGUCCUUUAUGGCGCCAGCGUUCGUGCCUGCAUCGAUGAAGGCACCUGCUGCUCCUGUAGUGGAGAAGGUGGAGACAGUGAAGGAGACGGAGGUGACGACGACUACGUCAGAGUCUGCGUCGACGCCUGUGUCGUCCGCUGCUUCUUCUAGUGCGUCAGAGCCAGAGGUGGAGAAAGACGAGAAGGUUGAGGCACAGACGGAGGCUUCUGAACGUGAAGAGAAGCAGAAGCAGGACGUGGAUGUCAAGACAGAGGAAGCUGCUGAGCCUGAGGCCGAGAAGCCGGAGGUUGUGGCCGAGCAGGCUGUGAUCGGAGAGCGUAUUAUCUACACUAUCAAGCAGCUGCUGGAGAUGGAGCCGGACGUGGAGCUGUGCGUCGUCCCGGAGGGUGUCAAGGGCAUGGUGAUCGCUGCAGACAAGACGACCAAGGCGCUGUCUGCGCCAGCCCCCGAGGCCUCUGGCAAGGGCAUGCGUCGCAACGACUCGUCUCGGUCUCUGGGUCGUCACGGCAGCAGCGGCAACUUCAGUGAAGGUCGUGGACGUCGUGAACGUGGCAGUGGACGUGGAGGACGCGGUGGACGCGGCGGACGUGGCCAUCACGACACUGCGCCUGCUCUGGAAGACUGCGCUCCUCUGGAUAUCAACGAGGAGACUCGAUGGAAGCCCUCGCACGCCAAGUCGCGUCUGGACGACCCGGUGGAGAACUCGGAGGCGUCUCUGAAGGAAGCCAAGUCGAUUCUGAACAAACUGUCGAUCGAGAAGUUCGACAAGCUGUCAGAUCAGCUGAUUGAGGUGGCUGUGCGUGGCCUGGAAGUGCUCAAGGGAGUGAUUGAGAUGGUGAUCGCCAAGGCGCAGAUGGAGUGGCACUUCUCCACCAUGUACGCGGAACUGUGCGCCAAGAUUGCACAGACGGCCAUGCCUGCGAUCACUCUGGAGGAGGGAGAGGUGGUGACGGACACGCACAAACUGUUCCGUAAACUACUGCUGCAACGCUGUCAGAAGGAGUUCGAGGCCAAGCCGGAGAUCGAGGGACUGGACUCUUUGCCCGAGGACGAGCGACUGGAGAAGGAGCUGAUCAUGAAGCGCGCGUCUCUGGGCCACAUCCGCUUCGUCGGAGAGCUGUUCAAGCAGCGGAUGCUGAGCUCGCGCAUCAUGCACGAGUGUGUCGGCAUUUUGUUCGGAGACAUCGCAGCUCCUGAUGAGGAAUCGCUCGAGUGUCUGUGCAACUUGUUGAGUACAAUUGGGCAGGCGUUGGAGGCGAAUGCUAGAGAGAAGGCGGAGCUGAACCACAUUAACGGAUACUACGCGACCAUCAAGAAGCUGAGUGGAGAGUCCAAGCUGCUGUGCACACGUGUGCGCUUCAUGCUGCAGGAUCUGCUGGAGCUGCGUACGAACCGAUGGGUGGCGCGUCGUAAGGAGACGAAGGCUAUGACUAUCGCCGAGGUGCACGCUGAGGUCGCUCGUGAGGCCAAGGAGAAGGAACGGUCCAGUACCAAGUCGGGAGGCCACGCUCGUCUGCAGCGCAGCCAGUCGAUGAACUCCACAGGCUCCGUGGGCUCGAACGACCGACGACGUGGCACUGGUGGAGGUGCGUCGGCGGCCUGGAAGGCUCGUGCUGCGGCCUCUUCUGCGGCUCCGUCUAGCACGAACAGCGCUCCGACAGUGGACGCUGAUGGCUGGGAGACUGUGACCGGUGGAGCGCGUCCCAAGGGUCUGAAGCACCGCAGUAACUCGGACCGCUUCCCUGCCUCGUCAUUGGGUGGACUGCCUCGUCACCCGAGCGGAACUCGACUCAGCAGCAGCAACACGUUCGCGUCUCUGAGCGGCAAGGAACGAAAGGAACGAGGACGCAGCAACAGCUCGUCGUCUACUUCUUCGCGUUCUUCGCGCGGCCGUGAGGACGCUGGUCGCCCGCCUACACCUUCAUCAGCCAAGUCAAACAACGGACGCUCUGCUAAACCUGAGAAGACUGCGGAGACUGAGUCUACGGCCCCGUCUCUGACGGCUGAGGCGUUCGAGAAGAAGGUGAAGGCCAUUCUGGACGAGUACGUGGAGCUCGAGGACAUGGAGGAGGCCUAUGCGAGCUUCACGGAGCUCAACGCUGCCAACCACUAUGCUCUGAUCCCCAACAAGGUGCUGAAUAUUGGUCUGGAGAAGGGCGACAAGGAACGUGAGGCCAUUGCGAGCUUCCUGGCUGGUCUGUACGACCGCAAGGUGGUGACUAGUGCUGCGUUGGAGAGCGCGUUGCAGGACGUGCUGGAGUUCGCCGAGGAUAUCGAGAUUGACAUCCCCAAGACGCUCCCGUACUUGAGCGAGAUGGUGGCGCCGUCGGUGGUGGCGGGCAGCAUCACGAUCCCGCAGCUCGUGACCAUGACGGAGCAUCUGCGAUACAACGGAAAGGCCGCCAAGCUCAUCGGCUCCACGCUGGCGGCUGUGGUAUCGUGUGAGGAUGAAACCAAGGUGCAGGAUCUGCUGGCCGCGGAAAGCGUCGACUUCAUGGCGCUGCUGGCCGAGGCGAACCGCAACGAGGAGGCCGUACAAGCCUUUUACAAGGACUAUGCGCUUGGGUUCCUCGUGUAAGACUCUAGUGUCGGGUUCCUGCUGCGCUCGAUGAUUUAUUGGGAUGGAUAUAGGUAGAUUUGACAUAUACGAGCAGGAAAUAAUUUUUUUUUAUCUCGCUGAUAAAGUGGAACCGAAGAUUCGUUCUUGUUGUCUUCAGGGUGUUUGCCUGCAGACAUCUA
Phytophthora nicotianae INRA-310 is the source of this 3175-nucleotide messenger RNA. RefSeq lists its product as hypothetical. Gene Ontology annotation, molecular function: translation initiation factor activity; mRNA binding; protein binding. The transcript has 2 exons. Gene Ontology annotation, cellular component: eukaryotic translation initiation factor 4F complex. The coding region runs from base 180 to 3014 and encodes 944 amino acids. NCBI's taxonomy places the organism in Eukaryota, Oomycota, Peronosporomycetes, Peronosporales, Peronosporaceae. The record is from RefSeq and is a predicted model, not a curated record.